GAGCUUGAGCUGAAAGGCACAGAGUGAGAGGAUAGGAAGCUCAGAGCUUGAGCGAACCAGCGUGAGAGAGGAGGCAUAUUCAGGGACUCCAUCAGAGCGAGUAACUUAGGUACUACAGACUGUGUAUCAGGAAAAGACAGUGACAGAGAGCUUUGCAUGAGAAAUAUCAAAAUCUUAAGGACAGAAGGGAAGUAAGCGAGAGUAUUUGAAUUCGUAGAGUCCUGUGUUUGCUGGUCUACUCGGUUAUCCAUCUCCAUCUGGGUGCCAUCUGUGUCUCUGGCUUUGGCCUUCACUGCGCUGGAGCUCACAUAUGUGAGAAUGCAAACACAUGCCUGACAUAUGAAGGAGUGGAGUCACAAAAGAGGACAAAAAGCAGAGGACAAGAGAACUCUGCCACUGCAGCUGACUUUCUUCAAGGACUGAAGAGUGGACUCUACUAGAGUGGAGACAGUAGAGAGAAGAAGAGUCCUGCCAUGCCCGGUUCGCCUGUGGAUGCUAAGACUCAUUCCAGAUCAGCCCCCAGCAGCAGCGCCAGCUCCACAAUGCCACCCCUGCCUUCUGUCAACCCCAGUGGCCCUCGUCCGGCCUCCUUUUCCACCACAGCAUUGACAAAUGGGAAUCAUCAUUCCCCACCAACGCUGAAUGCUGUGCCCUCACCACCACAGCGUUACAGUAAUGGACCAUCUUCUUCUUCAUCUUCAUCGCUGGCUAAUCAACAGCUGCCGGCCACCUGUGGGGCUCGCCAGCUGAGCAAGCUGAAACGUUUCCUGACCACGCUGCAGCAGUUUGGCAACGAUAUUUCUCCCGAGAUCGGAGACAGCGUCAGAAGCCUAGUUCUGGCCCUUGUGAACUCAACAGUUACCAUUGAGGAGUUUCACUCAAGGCUUCAGGAGGCCACCAACUUUCCCUUGCGGCCCUUUGUUAUUCCUUUUCUCAAGGCAAACCUUCCACUGCUGCAGAGGGAGUUGCUCCACUGUGCACGAGCAGCCAAGCAGACCCCAGCUCAGUACUUGUCACAGCAUGAGCACCUCCUGCUAAGCACCACUAUGACUUCCUCUCCAGACUCCUCUGAGUUGCUGAUGGAACCUCCUGAGGCAGGGACAAAACGACACAGCCCCAGCAGGGCAAAGGAGAACGGCUUCCAUGAACGUCCUCCAGUAGGAAUGGAGCCUGCAGCAAAACGGAUUUGCACCAUCAGCCCGGCUCCACGACACAGCCCCGCCCAUCCGCUGCCCCUCACUGCCCAGCUUCACCCAACUCCUCCACCCUUGCAACAUUAUGCCUUGGAUGACAUAGCAGCUCCACACCUCUUACACCGAGAGCACAGCCAACGUGUCCUGGAGAUCCGUGAACUUAAGGACAGGCCACGACUCCCUGGCACUAACGGAGGCUAUCGUGAAGAGCCAGUGGACCACAGACUGACAGACAGAGAGUGGGCUGAUGAAUGGAGGCAUCUGGAUCAUGUGCUGAACUGCAUCGUGGACAUGGUGGAAAAAACAAGGCGGUCAGUGAGCGUGCUGAGACGCUGCCAGGAGUCGGACCGAGAGGAACUGAACUACUGGAGACGACGUUCUAGCGAGCAGGAAGAUGCUCGCAAAGGGGGCUCAGGCUCCACUCCGUUUUCCAAAACACACAGUCCACCCUCUGCAGAGUCGGACUCCCAGCGGGACUUUGGUCCACGGCCAGGUUCAGCAUAUGUCACUGACGAGAUCUGGAGGAAAGCUGAGGAGGCAGUGAACGAAGUGAAGCGUCAGGCCAUGGAUGAGGUUCAGAAAGCAGUGGCAGAGGCUGAGCAGAAAGCUUUUGAGAUGAUCGCUGCAGAGAGAGCAAAAAUGGAGAAGACUCUAGCUGAGGCGAAGAGGAAGGCUCAAGAGGAUGCCAUCAUGGUCAUCAAUGAACAGGAGGAUUCAAGUGAGUGUUGCUGGAACUGUGGCCGUAAAGCUAGCGAGACGUGCAGCGGCUGCAACGCCGCUCGUUACUGUGGCUCCUUCUGCCAGCACAAAGACUGGGAAAGGCAUCACCUCAUCUGCAGUCCAGGACUUCAAGCUCAGCCUAAACCAGUCUCUGCCAUCACUGCGAACAGGGUUGCUGCCGUGACCACAGCGGCUGCAGCUGGGAUGUCUCCUGUCGGCAUAGCCGGGGUCAAAGCUCCCGACAGCAUGCCUUUGGCCUCCAGUCCAGGUGGCGAAAAGGCUUCAGUUGCUUCUCGGUCCUCCACUCCCUCCACCCCUGCCUCAGUCUCUGAGACCAAUGGACAUUAAGGAUGCAGAGGACUUCAGAGCUUAACACAAUGACUGUCCUCUUUGUUGUUGGGGUAGAGUUGAAUCAGCAGCAUGAGGAAACUAUUUGUGGGUUAAGUUAGGAUAACAGAUUUUUCAUCAUACUUUGGCAGAUAAAUAAAGACAGAUUAUGGAUGACUGUAGUGAGUGAUGCGUCAACUGGGACUUUGGCUUUGGCGAAGAACAAAGAGACUUGUUUAGCAUGCAGCCAUUGGAUGAACAGAUCUCCAUAACAGAUGGAAACGUCUUUCUGGUCCAAAACCCCAAAUCCAGGAUCUGUGCUGGGAAAAAAAUUGAUAAUUGAUCACAAGAGAGGAAGUUUUUAAAGGAAGGCAUAUAACAUUCCCACCCACUAAACAAUAUUACUGUUUCUAUGUGUAAAACUAAGAUGAGGAGGUAGGUAAAUGUAAACAGUGUAAAAGUACCAGCAAUGAAGAGUCUGUCUUUGUUGUUUAGUAAAAGAAAUCUGACAGCUUGAAUGCGGUCACUGCAGCUCCUCUCUAUACGUAAAUAUUUGCUCACCAACUUGUCAGUUUUUCAUACGCGUGAAUGAGUCAAAUGUCGUGUUGUCGGUGAAUAUUGUAAAGUAUAUGAUUAUUUUUGUUAAAGCAAUAUUAAAAUGAAGUGUUCAGGUAUUUCAAGCUGUUUUUUCAUCACCAGAGUUUUCUGUUGCUAAAGAAAGACAUUUCCAUGGCCCAUAAAUGUCUUUUAGGAACAUAAAAUUCUAGCAUUAAACUGGGAAAUCACUUUGUGUCAUUCCUGAUCGUCAGAAACUAUUCAGCCUUGACUUUCGUUAUUGUUACACUUUCAUUUUGGUACUUGUUCGUGUCAUCAGGGUCACGGCAAAAUCUUUCAUCAAUGCAUCAAAAGAUUAAAGUCAUUAUUGUUAUGGAUUUUUCUUAGCUUAGUUAUGACAUAACCACAAAGAGAAAAGUGUCACUGAUUUGUGUAUCGCAGUGACAGCUCUGUCUCACAGAAAAUCUCAGGAGUAUUUGUGUGCAAAAAUCAUUCUUCUUCUUUUCUCAAAGUUAGGCUUAAUUUUAGUGAUGACCUUUGAUUUAUCCCAUUCUGCUGUUACACCUGAGCUAUAACUGUUUUUGUUUGUUGUAAGAUGACUUUGUAAAGAAGAUUAUGAGAGAAACCCUUUAUUUUGAGCCACAGUUCCCCCCUUCUUUCAUUCUAUGAACAUGUUCUCUUGUUAUGAUGCAUAACUUCAUAUGAAAAACUUAUCUUGACAUGAAGUAUGGAAUAAAGAAGUAGAGCUACUUCAGAAUUGCUUAAUUAAUUUUGU
This is a messenger RNA of Gambusia affinis (western mosquitofish), 3570 nucleotides long. It is a transcript of the gene cbfa2t2, whose product is annotated as CBFA2/RUNX1 partner transcriptional co-repressor 2. The transcript is spliced from 11 exons. Bases 474 to 2261 code for a protein of 595 amino acids. Gene Ontology annotation, cellular component: nucleus. The record is from RefSeq and is a predicted model, not a curated record. Gene Ontology annotation, biological process: negative regulation of DNA-templated transcription; DNA-templated transcription. NCBI's taxonomy places the organism in Eukaryota, Metazoa, Chordata, Actinopteri, Cyprinodontiformes, Poeciliidae. Gene Ontology annotation, molecular function: transcription corepressor activity.